This is a messenger RNA of Cryptomeria japonica (Japanese cedar), 2758 nucleotides long. Its product is annotated as probable LRR receptor-like serine/threonine-protein kinase At2g16250. NCBI's taxonomy places the organism in Eukaryota, Viridiplantae, Streptophyta, Pinopsida, Cupressales, Cupressaceae. Gene Ontology annotation, biological process: protein phosphorylation. Gene Ontology annotation, molecular function: protein binding; protein kinase activity; ATP binding. The record is from RefSeq and is a predicted model, not a curated record. The coding region runs from base 108 to 2369 and encodes 753 amino acids. The transcript has 3 exons.
AGCUCCUUCUGACAGUCACCUUAACUACACGCCCAACCUCCAAAGUGACAUUUUGAGCUAAACUCAGUCUUCCUGCAACCAGUAGAAAAACAAUCAAAGCUAAAACGAUGGAAGAAUCAUCAUAUUUUCUAGCAAAGAUCUCAUCUUUGCUCAUGUUUCUGUUUUACGUCUCUGCAACUUCAGGGAGUCCAGAGGAAAUCGAAGCUCUGAGAAGUUUACGCGGAGCUCUGGGUAUACAGAAGUCGGAAUGGCCUGAUGAGAUCGGAGCCUGCAAAUGGCGGGGUAUAACAUGCUGGGGCAACCGCGUUAUAGGCAUUCAACUCAUGGGUCUUAGUAGCAGUAAUGGAAACUGCACUGUUCCUGAUCCGAUUGCAAGUUUAACUGCUCUGCAACACCUCGACCUGCGGAAUGCGACGUUACAGGGUCGAAUCCCACCAUGGCUCGCAAGCCUGGGAGAGCUUCGUACCCUCAGAUUGUCUCGCAACAAUCUCACAGGGCCCAUACCGCCGCAGCUUUCCAGGCUUUCCCAAAUCACUUAUCUGGAUUUGUCACACAACAAUUUAGUGGGCACUUUUCCGGUUUCUCUCUUUAAUUUCACCGGUUUGGUGACCCUGAAUCUGGCGGCCAACAAUUUCAGUGGACCUCUUCCUAGUUCAGUGAAAAUUUUGAGGAGCUUGCAGAGGCUGUUUUUGUCUUUCAAUGCAUUUUCCGGCAGUUUGCCACCUGAGUUGACGGAGCUGCCCAAGCUCAAUACAUUGCAGUUGGCUGUCAAUCAGUUUUCCGGGCCUUUGCCCCAAGGUAUGUCAAAGAUGAAGUUUUUGGUGCGGUUGGACUUGAGAGGAAAUUUUUUCAAUGGGUCUGUGCCGGAGAAGUUGAAACCCAUUUCAAAAACUUCAAGAAAUUGCUUCUUCAAUGUUUCCAAUCAGCACAGGGAGAGAUCUUGUAGAUUUUUUUAUAGAAAUAGAACUGCACGCGCCCAUUCAAUCUUGCCCAGGAGCUUCAACAGUACAAAUGGUAGUGUAAUAGUUGUGUCAGGGGAAAUCAAGAAGAAAGGAGAUGGAGUCACAAGAAAUCUUGCAGCCAUUGUUGGAGGCAGUGCUGCAGGGCUUGUUCUGAUACUCAUAAUUGGUAUGAUGGUUAUGUGCAUUCUGAGAAGUGAAGCAAGAAUUGUGAACUCAACUGUGGGUAAGGGUCCGGAAGGAAUAGAAGAAAUACAAGGAGCCAAUUUGGGAGAGAAGUUUACAUAUGCCCAGCUUGUAGAAGCCACCAAUAUGUUUCAUUCUGAGUGUUUGAUCAGAGUGGGUCAUUCUGGAGAUUUUUACAAAGGGGUAUUAGAGGGCGGUGCUGAGGUGGUUGUGAAGAGGAUAGAUUUGAAUAAGGUGAAGAAGGGUGAGUAUAUUAGGGAGCUUGAGGUUUUUGGCAAGGCUUCUCAUACUAGACUUGUUCCUCUGCUAGGUCACUGCUUGGAUAUGAAGGAGGAGAAGUUUCUUGUGUAUAAAUAUAUGCCUAAUGGAGAUCUUGAAUCUGUUUUGAGAAAGAAGACAGCUCAUAAUAUCAAUAAUUUCUUUCUUCAUCCUUUGGAUUGGAUUGCCAGGUUAAAGAUUGUCAUAGGGAUUGCUGAGGGGUUGGCUUAUUUGCAUCAUGAGUGCUCUCCUCCAAUUAUGCACAGGGAGAUCAAGGCAAGCAGCAUUUUACUGGAUGACAAGUUUGAAGUAAGGCUUGGAAGCUUAAGCUCUGCAGGCAGUCCAGAUGAGGAUCAUCAGCCUGGCUUGGUUGCAAGGCUCUUAGCUAUUUCCCAUUCAUGGGACCAAGGAGAUUCCGGUUCAUCAAUGGCUACCAUUGCAAAUGACGUUUACAAUUUUGGCAAACUGCUACUAGAGAUAAUUUCUGGGGCAACUUCCACCAUUGAAUACAAUGAAACUCAUGGGGAAUCUUCAUGGAUAGAUAAUGUCUUGGCCCUGAUUGACACUCAAGAUAAGGAUACUCUGGCUCGGAUUGUUGACCCAUAUCUCAUUCUAGACGAGGAUUUACUGGAGGAAGUGUGGGCUGUAGCUGUAAUAGCAAAGGCUUGCCUCAACCCCCGCCCUGCCAGGAGGCCAAGCAUGCGCCAUGUCCUCAGAGCUCUAGAAAACCCACACAAGGUUCUUCGAGCUGACAGUGUUGCAGAAAGGACAUCAUCCUAUAGCUCAUGGAAUGAGGCCUUUGGUAGUUGUAGGAGCUCCUAUGGCUCCCAGCGAUUGAACAUCCCAGGAACAUUUAGAGAAGAGUGCAUGUCCAAUGGCAAUUCAAAAGGCAGAAACCGAGGAGGCCAUGCCAGACCUGGUUCUAAUGACAUUGUUUCUGAGAAUGCACAAGAAGGGAGCGCCUGAAGCAGAGUAUUGGAAAACCCAUUUUCCUCAAUUAAAACAUUCCCCUGAAUUCUACUUGGCACGCCCAUCCAUCACAGCAGCAGCAUAUUGGGACACCAUGCAUUUUUAGAGAAUUUGCUCCAUUGUUGGUUACGGAAAAAUCUGUUCUGGCCUCUCUAGCCUAUUCUACGUUUGAGGAUCAGGCAUAAUGUCACUAUUUCAGUGUCAGCCAUGGGAGGGCCUAUAACACAGAUCCAAAGGCUGUUGUUUUAAUUAGUGUUUGCCCAUAUCUAUAUCUGUUGUAUCUACUGUUUUUACGCCUAGAUUCCUGGCCACCUGAACUGUUCUCGGGAUUUGAGGUAGUAUUAAUCUAUACAUUUCUCCAAAGCAUUCUAUGCCCAUGAAUUUCA